AUGAAUACACAACACAAAAACAAAGAUGGUACUGGUACAAAGGCCUUGGAAACCUUAGACCCGACAGGUGUGGGUGAGCUCGCCACACAGGUCGUUAUCAAUAGCUCGGUUAAUGUAAGCUGGGAAACGGACCGGAAACACAUGGUAAAUAAUGAUACGGACAUGGAUAACGGACACUGCUACGCAGUCCCCCUUAGACUGAGGGGAGGCGAUGGUGAUGACGAUGAUACCGAAAUGACAAAUGCAACGGUAGUGAGUGGCGACAUGGGCACUGCAAGCGGCAGCCAAAAGCGCGGCCCACCUUCACUGGGCUCGCCAAGUGGACAGGCCAUAAAGCAGCUAAAGACUGCUGCCAAGCAGCCAGGGGAACUCGAUGAUCUCAUCGGCUGGCUGGAGCAGACUAUCUUUCAAGAAAAGGAUAAAAGGAAGUUAGGCGUACAGAGUGCCGAAAAGAGGCUUGGCAAGCUCAGCCGGCUAAGGACUAUUGCACAUGCGAUUACGCAUGAGAACAGUAAGCUCGCAGGUGAGGUUAAGGGCAAGGAAGACGCCCAGAGAGAAUGUCUCACAGUAUUUAUAAACAAAUUUGAUGCCAAGAACGCUGAAGUCAACAGCCUAACGAAUGAGUUGGACAAUCUGAAGAGCGCAAGGGCAGCGCCGAGCCAAGCGCGCCGGUGA
Messenger RNA from Macrosiphum euphorbiae (potato aphid), 675 nucleotides. NCBI's taxonomy places the organism in Eukaryota, Metazoa, Arthropoda, Insecta, Hemiptera, Aphididae. The record is from the annotation of a GenBank genome assembly.